AUGCAUUGUCUUCCGAAUUGCAGAAAGUCCGAAGGCUCGAAGGAAGACGAGAAGCAGCAACAGCUCCCAGUGGAUGAGAAUCGUUGCGCCUGCUGUCUGAAGCCGUUCCUCCUUGCUCGUAGUGUACGUUGCAGCGAUUGCGGUGGCAGAUCCUGCAGGAAAGGCUGCUCCCAUUGGGACUCAUCCGGCAACGCCUGGCACUGUCUGUUCUGUCGUCAGCAAAGGCACUGGUUAAAUAAAACCGCGCUCGCGGCCGCCGAGGAAUCGAUCGACCAGAGAGAUCUACACCGAUUCUUCAAUACGGCUAAAUCACGGGUCUACGUUGCAGGAGUGGAAAAUGCAGCGGCCAGCUCGGGCCUGGCUACGGCCAGCGCGAAAGAAGAGGCGCACGCGAUGGAAACUGUACGAGACUUCGUUGAGAAGAUCGUCGUGGGUUUAAUCGGGAAGAUGGACGACGCGCCGAUCAAUCGGCUGUACGAUCAUCCGGCAUAUGACAAGCUUUUGGAAGAGCUUAUUAUUCCCAUGGUCGACGCUCUCACCCGUAUGGCGUUGGUUCUGCGAUUGUCGUUGUCAGACAAACCGAACGGAGACACGCCGGCGAUGGCCCACACAGCGCUCCGGGAGAUCGUCGAGCGAGCUGUGGACGAGGCUCGAAAGCUACCAGGUCUGGGUGGUGGUUCCACCGAGACCGGACGGUCGUCAGAUACUCGGAACAUCGUCGAUCACAGCUACGAAGACCUACUUGCGACAGCUAUACUGAACAAGGUCAUCGAGAAAUACCAAAAGGAACAGGUGGACGGUAAUAGCAACGUUCUCCACGGGAAACCGGUGCCAGCGUCCAAGUGCGCGAUAAGCGAAAGCGAGAUAGGAUUCGGCGACGGUGUCGAGGAUGGUUGCAGCAGUUUGGAGCCAUUGUCGCAGGACGAUUGCAGCAGCGACUGCAGCCAAUCCGGCUCGAGACAACCGAGGAACCAACCGGAACCAUUAUCCCUCACGAUAGAGGAACGCAUAGAGGAAGUGACCACCACGUACACGUCCGGAGAGGAUCCCAAAGAUAACGAUGCGUUGGCCAUUAGGAACACCCAUCGAGUGCCAUUUCCGGAACUGGGGAUGGACAUCAUCGAUCCUUCGCAGGAAUCGGAGGACAGCCAAGACGAACCGGACACACCGACAACGCACAUCGGUCUGGUGUCUCCGUUAGGUUCGUGGGAGGAGAAUUGGUUGUUCCAAAAGAAACGGGUCCAGACCCAAGCUGAUCCGGUCGCCAUGUUGGUACCGAACCCCAGCGCCGAUUUCAAAGCUCUGAUCGGCGACAAAGACGCGGAGGACACGUCUGACCUGUCCGAGUGUUCCUCCGCACAAUCAGAUGAAGAAAUCGAGAAGGAACUAAUGGAGGCCAUAAUCAACGUCGUUCCACGAUCACCAGAGAAAUCGGUAUUCCGAAAUGGAUUAGAUAUCCAUCCGAAAACCUCGAAUAACGGAGUCGAGGACUCGAAACAGACUGCAGUGUCUGUACACACAAAGAUCGAAGAGAACGAAAAUAAAAUUAUCGAAGAUCAGAUCAAAAAAGAGAGACAAGACGAUUUUAAACCAGCUUUGGAGAACGGGAAAGUUGAUCGAAAUGAAAAUGUUGAAAAUGAAAUUGAAAAGUCAUCCGAGAAAGUCGAGGAGAAAGUUACAGAGUCGACGAAUACGAUCGAGAAUAAUUCGAAGAUCAAGAUGGAAUGCGAACCGAUCGAAUUCAGGGGAAAAACGGAAAGUGAUGAAAAUUUGAACGAUUCAAGGAAUGUUGAAGCAACUGUGGAAAAGAAGGAAUUUGUGGAGACUAAUUCAUCGAAUUGCUAUAACUUGAGUGAGACUACUACGACCUUCAAAGUGGAAGAUACUGCUUCGAAUCUGCCAAAGACGCCCACGUGCACACCGAGGCAGGUUUCUGUAACGGAAGGGAGCGCUGAAAUCGCGAACCACGCGGAAAUGCUCGCUUUGAAGGAUCAAAACGUCUUGAGCUCGUUGGAAUCCGCUAAGAUGAAGCUGAUGGCCGUGGACGAGGAUACUUCAGAGACGAUCCAGGAAGAGGAGAAGUGUGCUCAACAGGAAAACGAUUUUCACGCCGAGGAUAUCCAACAGGAAAGCGAGUACACCGAGCACUACGACAUCGCGACGCAAAGACACUUGGACAGUUUAACGAAAACUGAUGUUCCAGUCGUGGAAAAUUGGUCGUUAGAUGGUAAACCGGACGACGAGUUACCGGAGAAUGAAGAAAGCAGGUGCCGUGAGGCUGUGGCUCUGGCCAAGGCUGGAUCGGCAUCGAGAUUGUCUCUGCGGAACGAGAAGGAGCAAGAGACCCAGCUUGCAGCUCCUCCGAGACCAGGAACGAUAGCCGAACGAGAGCACAAGAAAUGGGAAAACGCUCCGCCUAUCCAGAACAAUCCCUACAGCGAGGAGAAUAUCCAAAAAAGGCUGUGGGAGAGACAAUACUCGAGAAGACCGUCCGAUAUUCCUGGAAUCCAUGCCGAAUUGCCGAAGAGCAACGGGACGGAUUUGGAAGUCGUUCUAACGCCCCAAGAACCGGACAUUAAAAGGUUCGGCAGGGACUACUACAUCAACUCACGAGCGUCGAUCAACGAGAAAGGACGAAGAUCAACCGCGUCCACCUCGAGCAGACCGAGCAGCUCACUGUCCCAGGGAUCGAGCUCGAUCGGGCCCGACCAGGAACAACAGGAGGACCCAAGGUACAAGGAGACCGAGUACCUCCUGAAUAGGAGCAACGAUGUGAAAUCGAAGGUGGCGAAAUGGCAGAGGAACAACAAUCUGGAGACCAGCUACCAGUCGCCCCCUGUCAGGCAGACGGAAUGUUCUAACGAGACGGAGAUGAUGAACAAAGGCGAUAGGACCUGGGAGGACCAGAGGAUGGAGGAGAUCCUCGAGAACGAGAGGAAGAACAACAAGAACGAGAUAAACGCGAAGCUAAACAACCAAGAGACUUACGACGUGAUCGAGACGAAGAAAUCGAACGCUGAAGAGAACCAGAAAAAGAUCAAGAGGAUCGAUCUUAAAGCGUACGGAUUCGAGAACGAGUUCUGCCUGAACAAAAGAACUACCAAGACCACUAGCCCCAGGGUAGUGAACAAAUUGGACCUGAAGUCAUUUGGUUACGAUGGUGGGAUACGACGAACUCAGUCCAAUAUACAUUUGAACAGCAUCUCGAGGGAUGACUUCAAGCCAAGAAUCACCAACAAAUCGAACCUGACGCGUCACAAUGAUUAUGAUAAUGGUCACGACAUGGUGCAGACUCAAGCUUCAGGGGACAAUAACUUGACCCAAAGCACGGAGGAUCUGAAUAAGUUCGAGGAUGAGACUUACAACGGGUUUGGACUGAAGUCAGCUAAAUCGGUGCCAAAUAUAGCGAGGUAUUGCUCGAAUACGGAUAGCAAUCAGGAGGACGAGGAAGUUGAGAGUUAUCAUCAGAACUCGUACUCGGAAUUGGGGACAAUGAAGAAUGGGUCUGUCAGGAGUCUGGCUAGUACUUACAGUCUAGAGAAGUCAAACGUGAAGAGUACUGAGUCUUCUGUGGAUGAGUCGGGAAACGACACGGAUAAUUCCUCGGAGAGGGGCCAGAGUCAGUCGUUGACUACUGGGAACAGCAAGCUUUUGAGUGAAGAAAGUCUCGAUCGGAAAGUAUUGCCGCUACCGUCGGUUAGGAGGCUUGCUCAGGCGUUCAGCAAACAGGCCGAACCUGUUGCUGCACCUGUUUCGAAGAUAAAUAAAACGAGCAACGUGAGCAAAGAGAGGUCAUCGACCCCAGAGGUGCAAAUAGUCGAGACCCCAAGGCAAAUGCACAGUUUGACCGCCAGGUCGCUUUCGAAACAAUUUCGAGAGGGCCUCAGGCAGAUUCCGAACAAGGUCACUUCACCUCCGGCUAGUCACGUGACGAUGGAACAGACCGCCGACACGCAAGAAAGUCAACCGGAAGUGAUUCAAACGACGAUCGACAAUAUCGCCGGCGACACAAAAGUAAUUCUACCGGGGAAACUGAAGUCAAAUAUAAUAUUCUGGGAACAGAUGCAGAGGAAAAGUUGAAUUGCUCGUCCAUAAGUGUGUAUCGUGAACGGUUUCGAAAAUUGUAUUUUACUUCGAAACGUCUCUCGUUGCAGGGGAAAUUGAGAGAAUUAUUAGGUAUACCAAUAAG
Molecule: messenger RNA, 4189 nt
Organism: Dufourea novaeangliae
Lineage: Eukaryota; Metazoa; Arthropoda; Insecta; Hymenoptera; Halictidae
Gene: M7BP
Exons: 16
Coding region: 1-4080 (1359 amino acids)
Source: RefSeq, a predicted model, not a curated record